AUGUCGACAGCUACCGAGAUCCGAUCCGUCAAUCGGACUCGACAGGCCAUCACAUCUACCACACCAGCAGUGCUACAGACAGAGACUUGGUCUGAACAGGGACAAGGAAAAGAAGGCCACAAGUCCGAGAACCCAACAUCUGAAGACAAGUUCUUCUGGACAUACACUGAAGAACCCCAUCGGACCAGACGUCAAGCCAUCAUUAAAGCUCACAAAGACGUCCUCAAAUUAUGUGGUCCUGAACCCUUGACCAUCUUGACCGUCACUCUGGUUGUGCUGCUACAAGUCACCUGUGCAGCAUUGCUCAAAGACUCGGCUAUUCUGUCCUGGCCCUUCUUUCUCACGGCCUAUUUCGUCGGAGCCACUGCCAACCAAAAUCUCUUUUUAGCCAUCCACGAAAUCAGUCAUAACCUCGCCUUUCGAACCCCUAUCUUCAAUCGUUUCUUCGCCAUCUUCGCCAAUCUCCCCAUCGGCGUCCCUUAUUCAGCGGGCUUCCGCCCUUAUCAUCUUACCCACCAUAAGUCUCUAGGUGUCGAUGGUCUGGAUACAGAUCUCCCCACGGCUCUAGAGGCCGUCUUUUUCGACUCAGUCUUGGGCAAGGCCUUUUUCUGCACCUUCCAGUUGCUGUUCUACGCCAUUCGGCCCAUGCUCGUCUAUUCCAUUCCCUUUGGGCCAAUCCAUUUUUGCAACAUCGCGGCCCAGGUUGUCUUCGACUUCCUGGUGGUCAGGUUCCUGGGAUCAAAAGCUUUGGUGUACCUCAUUCUCAGCUCCUUUCUGGCUGGUUCGCUCCAUCCAUGUGCCGCCCACUUCAUCUCCGAGCAUUAUGUCUUUGCUAAAUCGACCCUCCCGAAUGGAAAAAUGCCAAUGGAUGUACCAAUUCCCGAAACGUAUUCUUACUAUGGCAUUCUGAACAUCCUCACUUACAAUGUGGGCUAUCACAAUGAACAUCACGAUUUUCCCGCCAUCCCAUGGACUAGACUUCCUCAGGUUUACGAGAUAGCUCGCGAGUUCUAUGAACCCCUACCAAGUCACAAGAGCUGGCCACUGGUUCUGUGGCAGUUCAUCACCGAUAAAGAGGUAGGCUUGUGGUGUCGAGUGAAGAGAGCAGAGGGUGGUCGAAUGGUUGGUGGCUGGCAAGACGGUGAGAUCCAGAAUUGA
This is a messenger RNA of Exophiala bonariae, 1158 nucleotides long. RefSeq lists its product as uncharacterized. The transcript has a single exon. The record is from RefSeq and is a predicted model, not a curated record. Gene Ontology annotation, biological process: ceramide biosynthetic process. Gene Ontology annotation, cellular component: membrane. The coding region runs from base 1 to 1158 and encodes 385 amino acids. NCBI's taxonomy places the organism in Eukaryota, Fungi, Ascomycota, Eurotiomycetes, Chaetothyriales, Herpotrichiellaceae. Gene Ontology annotation, molecular function: sphingolipid delta-4 desaturase activity.